This is a messenger RNA of Verticillium alfalfae VaMs.102, 1674 nucleotides long. Its product is annotated as subtilisin Carlsberg. Gene Ontology annotation, cellular component: cytosol. The transcript has a single exon. Gene Ontology annotation, molecular function: tripeptidyl-peptidase activity; serine-type endopeptidase activity. NCBI's taxonomy places the organism in Eukaryota, Fungi, Ascomycota, Sordariomycetes, Glomerellales, Plectosphaerellaceae. Gene Ontology annotation, biological process: proteolysis. The coding region runs from base 1 to 1674 and encodes 557 amino acids. The record is from RefSeq and is a predicted model, not a curated record.
AUGAUGCUUUCGCACCUUGUAUUCGUUCUACUGGCAACCAUUCGGCUGGCCGUCGGUUCCAAGCCCGGCUUUGUCCAACCAUCCCAUGGCUACAUCGUUGAGUACAAGGAUGGCAUCACAAAGCGCGACAGCAUAUUCUCUCACCAUGCCAACGUCAAGAUCGUACGCGAUUUCCACAGCGACAUUUUCUAUGUCGCGAACAUCGAAGCCGACAAACGUACUAUUGAGGAGCUCCUGGCUCUGCCCGACGUAGCCCGUAUUUGGCCUAACCGCGUUUACGAACCAAUGAGGGUCAUUAUGCGAGAUUCGACAGACAAUUCAACCAACCUGCCACCUGGUGCUGGACUCGACCCCGACUUCUACGACGUGCACAAUUCAACGGGCGUAUGGGCUCUGCAUCAACAAGGUAUCAAGGGCAAAGGCGUCAAGAUUGCUGUUGUGGAUACGGGUGUCGACUACACUCACCCCGACCUGGGCGGCGGGUUCGGGCCGGGGUUCAGGGUUGCUGGUGGAUAUGACUUUGCAGGGGAUGGUAAUUGGCCCAAAGGCCCUAGGGAGCCUGACGAAGACCCAAUGGGCCUGCAAGACCAUGGCACGCACGUUGCCGGCAUUGUUGCUGGCAAGGGUGAAAAAUGGAGCGGCGUCGCACCGGAAGCCACUAUCUACGCAUACAAAACGUACGCGCGGGACGGCACCGACGAGGCCAUCAACAUUGACGCUUUUCUCGCGGCGUACGAGGCCGGCGUUGAUAUUAUCACAGCGAGUAUUGGUCUUGGCGGCGGAUGGUCUGAUGGUGCUUGGGAGGAGGUCGCGACGCGCCUUGCAGCCAAGGGCGUUGUCAUCACAGUGUCUGUUGGCAAUGGUGGCGACGGUGGACCUUUCCGUGCCUUGUCUCCUUCUGGUGCCAAGGGCGUCCUUGCUGUUUCCAACGUUGAUACAUUCUGGAACCGCGAUGCAAACAUUGUCACACCCGAGUCUACGACUUCUUGGGGACCCCUCUUCGACCUCCAGCUAAAACCCGACGUCGGCGCCCCGGGAACGAACAUCUACAGCACAGUGUUCAACCACGGCUGGGCUGUGUACAGUGGUACUUCCAUGGCGACGCCCUAUCUUGCAGGAGUUGCAGCACUCUAUAUCGGCCACUUUGGCGGUCGUGGUACGCAGCACGGAGCUGAAUUUGCUAAGUUCAUGCACAACCGCCUCGUCUCUAACGUUCGCAAGGUCAACCAGUGGAGCUGGAGCGAUCCAACGGCUACUAUCGCACAAGUUGGGAGCGGAUUGAUCAACGCCACGAGUCUUUUCGCUUCGAAAACGGACUUGGUUUACGAGCCCAUGGCCCUGAACGACACUCGAUUCUUCUCUCGCUAUCAUAAGGUCACGGUUAUCAACAACAGCGACAAGCCCGUGGAGUAUCAAUUCACCAAAGAAGACUCGAUUGGUGUGAAUACUCUGGGCAACGGUGACUACGACACGAUCAUCAAGGAGUUCGGCUACCUACAGUGGAAUGCGUAUUCCAUCAAUGCCACUCUACCCAAAACAUUCACCCUCAAGCCUGGCAAGAGUAAAGAGGUCACCGUCACCUUCCAGAAUCCUGACAUGUCAGACUGGUACAAGCCAGUCCUGCCCCUUUACAGUGGCAACAUCUUUAUCACGGGGUCAACGGCGAUCGUUUAG